Polypterus senegalus (gray bichir) is the source of this 1076-nucleotide messenger RNA. It is a transcript of the gene drd4a, whose product is annotated as dopamine receptor D4a. Lineage: Eukaryota; Metazoa; Chordata; Cladistia; Polypteriformes; Polypteridae. Gene Ontology annotation, cellular component: plasma membrane. The record is from RefSeq and is a predicted model, not a curated record. Gene Ontology annotation, biological process: adenylate cyclase-activating adrenergic receptor signaling pathway; adenylate cyclase-inhibiting dopamine receptor signaling pathway. The coding region runs from base 27 to 1076 and encodes 349 amino acids. The transcript is spliced from 4 exons. Gene Ontology annotation, molecular function: dopamine neurotransmitter receptor activity, coupled via Gi/Go; G protein-coupled receptor activity.
UGUAGCUGCGGGGGCUUCGGGGGGCCAUGCAGAGUGAGCUCAACUCCAGCGGCGAUCCGGGGCGCCUGUCGCCGCCGCCACCGCAACUUCAACACAACAUCCCGGCGCUGGUGCUCGGAGUCCUCCUCAUCAUCUUCAUCAUCUGCGGCAAUCUGCUGGUGUGCCUGAGCGUCUGCACGGAGAAAGCGCUGAAAACGACCACCAACUACUUCAUCGUCAGCCUGGCCGUGGCCGACCUGCUGCUGGCCGUCCUGGUCCUGCCGCUCUACGUCUACUCGGAGUUCCAGGGUGGGCUGUGGACCCUAAGCACCGGCCUCUGUGACGCCCUGAUGACCAUGGAUGUGAUGCUGUGCACGGCCUCCAUCUUCAACCUGUGUGCCAUCAGUGUGGACCGCUUCAUCGCCGUCUCCGUCCCCCUCAACUACAACAGGAGGCACAUCGACCUGCGGCAGAUCGUCCUCAUCUCCACCACCUGGCUCUUCGCGCUGGCCGUGGCGUCUCCCGUCAUCUUCGGCAUCAACGACGUCCCCCGCCGACGCCACACUGAAUGCAAGCUGGAGGACGACAAGUACGUCGUCUACUCGUCGGUCUGCUCCUUCUUCAUCCCCUGCCCCAUCAUGCUGCUCCUCUACUGCGGGAUGUUCCGGGGUCUCAGGCAGUGGGAGGAGGCCCGCAAAGCCAAGCUCAGGAGCAGCAUGGCCGCCUGCCGCAAGCCCCCGCCGGCCAUCGAGAGGGGUGUGCAGCUGGAGGGGGGGGGUCCAGUGCACACGGUCUCCUUCCCGGAGCUCAAGUACGCCCAGCCGGGCUCGAGGAGGAAGAGGGCGAAAAUCAACGGGCGCGAGAGGAAGGCCAUGAGGGUGCUGCCAGUCGUCGUGGGCGCCUUCCUCCUCUGCUGGACGCCCUUCUUCGUGGUGCACAUCACCAGGGCACUCUGUGCCAGCUGCAGGAUCUCGCCGCGCCUCGUCAGCAUCGUCACCUGGCUGGGCUACGUCAACAGCGCCCUCAACCCCAUCAUCUACACCGUCUUCAACGCCGAGUUCAGGAACUUUUUCCGCAAAGUUCUGCACUGCUGUUAG